AUGGGACUCGAGUUGCCAUCUGAUUUUCCACGGAGGAUUGCUCGCGAGAAAGAAGUCCGUUCGAAAUACCGACCACUUCUCCACUCGAGUUGGGCUUCUCCGAUGGAGAUGGUGCUACAAUCAGCUUGCCCGCCAUUUCUAUUCGAGGUCCACCUGAAGAGAGCGAUCCUUGAACAGCAGCUACCUCCCAACCUUUUUAAGGGAAACACAGGCAAAGAGCAAUCAGUCCUUAAAGAUAUCGCUAAGGCUCUACGGAGGGUGGAAGAAAGGCACGGACAGAACGGAGGCCUCGACUUUGAUCGCGAUGGCACAUGGUGCUGGCGUGAGCUUUGCACUUCAAUCAGCUACAUCUGUGGGGGUUACAUCACAACCCCUGGAGAUGUUUUGAGUGACACAGCAUCUUGCUCAGGUAGACAUGAGUUCCUUCGCCCCAGAGGGUGGGAUCCUCCUGACGAUAUAGCCCGUUCCCGAACGUGGAUCAUCAAAGACAUUCGGCAUAAGCUUGAUCCCUCCAGGUUCGAGGAUAACACGGAAGCUGACUGGGUAAAUAUGCCUCUAGAUGCUUGGAAUGUUCUUCUGAGAGGGAAAUUGACUGGCUGGGAGCUUACAAAGGGGGGUUGUCGCUAUCUCAUGACUUUUGAGGAUAGUCCUACUCCUUGCCACAUCCUGUUAGUUGAGAUGGGGAAGAGUAACUGCUCCGGAGAGUGCAAGACUGAACAGAAUCUCUAUGCUGGAUGUCGUCAAUCUGCAGGCACUGAUUUUAUUGAUCACAUUCAUACACAUGCUUACAUGAGGUCCGAGACACCUUUUGUCCUCUGA
Fusarium oxysporum Fo47 is the source of this 819-nucleotide messenger RNA. RefSeq lists its product as uncharacterized. The record is from RefSeq and is a predicted model, not a curated record. The transcript is spliced from 4 exons. The coding region runs from base 1 to 819 and encodes 272 amino acids. NCBI's taxonomy places the organism in Eukaryota, Fungi, Ascomycota, Sordariomycetes, Hypocreales, Nectriaceae.